Messenger RNA from Brassica oleracea var. oleracea, 2652 nucleotides. Its product is annotated as serine/threonine-protein kinase EDR1. Lineage: Eukaryota; Viridiplantae; Streptophyta; Magnoliopsida; Brassicales; Brassicaceae. The coding region runs from base 274 to 2610 and encodes 778 amino acids. Gene Ontology annotation, biological process: protein phosphorylation. The transcript is spliced from 17 exons. Gene Ontology annotation, molecular function: ATP binding; protein kinase activity. The record is from RefSeq and is a predicted model, not a curated record.
AAAAAAUCAAAAACUAUAUAAUAUACGUACACACGUUCAUACGCUCUCUGUUUGUUUGAUUGUUUGUAAGUAACGCAUAGCUCUUCUGUUGUUAUCUGAUCGAAGUAUUUCUUCUACUGCAUCUCUCUCAGCAGUGAGAUUGACUUUGUUUGUUCGUAUACUCAAGUUCGAUCUCAUUUUGCGAUCGAAUGACCUCCUUCAACUUAAAAGCUACAGGUUUUCUUCUCAUUUAGUAGGAGCUGAUGUAAUUUUAGACUUCAAGGAAAUAGGCAAAUGGGAGAUACACGAGAUGAUGAUACUGGGCCAUCAGAGCAAGAAACCUGGUGGCCUUCAGAUUUUGGGCUUCCAUCUAAUAGUGCUUCAAAUAUUCUUUGGACCACUGGUUCGCUUUCUGAGCCCAUCCCAAACGGCUUCUAUUCCGUGAUCCCGGAUAGUAGAUUGAAGCAGCUAUUUAAUAGCAUUCCUACAUUGGAAGAUCUUCAUGCUCUGGGCGACGAAGGUCUAAAGGCUGAUGUGAUUCUUGUUGAUUUUCAAAAAGAUAAAAAGCUUUUCAGGCAAAAGCAGUUGAUUACCAAACUUGUCAGUGGAUUUAACUCAAAACCAGCUGCUAUUAUCAAGAAAAUUGCUGGACUGGUGGAAACUGUUUAUAAGCAAUCUACUGUGCAUAGCCCGGCAAAAACUACACAAUCUCUUGAAAAUUGUGGGAUUCAACUGCUAGGACAGAUCAAGAAUGGUUCUUGCCGUCCUCGAGCUAUCUUGUUCAAAGUUUUAGCUGAUACGGUUGGCCUUCAAAGCAGGCUUGUAGUGGGUUUGUCAAGUGAUGGAGCUGCUGAGAGCGUAGACUCAUACAAUCAUAUAUCUGUUACUGUUCUUCUUAAUUCUGUGGAAAUGCUGGUUGAUCUAAUGCGGUUUCCUGGUCAGCUUAUUCCUCUAUCAACCAAGGUAAUAUAUAUGAGUCAUAUCUCAGCGGCAGGGGAAAGUGAUUCUGCAGAGAACGACUCUUGCGACUCGCCUUUGGAGCCAAAUAGUCCCAUGUUUGGUUAUCCAGAGCUUGAAAAUGCAGAAAAAGAUGAAAGCCUUCUGUUUCGUAGGAAACUGGAAGGGUAUCCAAAUAGGUCUGGUCCACCAUCAAGGAAUAUGCUGUUACGAUCUGCCUCCGUGAUAGAGAGAAAAUUAAGUUACUCACAGAGCGAGUCAAACAUUGCUAAUGAGAUUUGGCGGCAGAACCGGAGAAAGGUCAAUGCUGAUCAGAGGACUGUUGGUUCCAGCCCCGAGCAUCUUUCCUUCCGAACACGUACAAGGUUCAUGUUAAGUGGCGACAGGAACCUGGCACAAGAUUUCACCGGUGAUGUUGCCACAUCAAGCUCCAAAUCUGUUGGACGAGCAAAACUGGAAACUAAGAGAAUAAGGAGGAGAAGCAUUAGUAUAACUCCUGAGAUUGGUGAUGAUAUCGUCAGGGCAGUAAGAGCGAUGAAUGAAGCGUUGAAGCAGAAUCGCCUCUCAAAAGAGCAAUGUGAUGAUGGUUCAUCUCCUAACUCUCCAAAUGACAGAAUCGAGGGCCCUCAUCUCCAGAAAAAUGUCUCUGGUUUCCAUCUCGAUGCUCAUGACCAAGUAUCUGGAGGAAGGUCGAUCCUUUCCAGGGAAACACUAGAUCCACAGUCACAGAAGGCAAUCUCACUACCAUCUUCACCCAAGAACUACCGAGGCCAAUCCUAUGAACGGAAUGGAUCGUCACAUCGUAAUAUAAGCCACAUUUGGGAUAAAGUAUUGGGAUCUCCCAUGUUCCAGAACAAGCCAUUGUUACCUUAUGAAGAAUGGUACAUAGACUUCUCUGAGUUGACGGUUGGGAUUCGUGUUGGAAUUGGAUUUUUUGGAGAAGUCUUCCGAGGAGUCUGGAACGGAACAGACGUUGCGAUCAAAGCGUUCCUUGAGCAAGACUUAACAGCUGAGAACAUGGAAGAUUUCUGCAAUGAGAUAUCGAUUCUUAGCCGACUUAGACAUCCCAACGUUAUACUGUUCCUUGGAGCAUGCACAAAACCUCCAAGAUUAUCACUGAUCACUGAGUACAUGGAAAUGGGAUCUUUGUAUAAUUUGCUGCGUUUGAGUGGACAAAAGAAGAAGUUAAGCUGGCGCAGGAAACUAAAGAUGCUCCGUGACAUUUGCCGGGGGUUGAUGUGCAUACAUCGGAUGGGGAUAGUACACCGUGAUAUAAAGAGUGCAAACUGUCUUUUGAGCAGCAAAUUGACAGUCAAGAUCUGCGAUUUUGGGCUAUCGAGAAUAAUGACAGGGACAACAAUGAGAGAUGCAGUCUCUGCAGGCACUCCAGAGUGGAUGGCUCCUGAACUUAUCCGCAAUGAGCCCUUCUCUGAAAAGUGUGACAUCUUCAGCUUAGGUGUAAUAAUGUGGGAACUCUGCACUUUAACCAGACCUUGGGAAGGAGUACCGCCUGAACGGGUUGUUUACGCUGUUGCUUAUGAGGGAGCUCGGCUUGAGAUUCCUGAAGGGCCAUUGGGAAAGCUUAUUGCAGAUUGUUGGACAGAACCGGAACAAAGACCAAGGUGCAGUGAUAUACUUUCUCGUUUGAUGGAUUGCGAGUAUGCACUUUGCUAACUUCUCUUGAAUCUUUUUUUUUUUUUUUUUUCAUUCUGUGAA